Molecule: messenger RNA, 984 nt
Organism: Melampsora larici-populina 98AG31
Lineage: Eukaryota; Fungi; Basidiomycota; Pucciniomycetes; Pucciniales; Melampsoraceae
Product: lipase
Exons: 5
Coding region: 1-984 (327 amino acids)
Source: RefSeq, a predicted model, not a curated record
AUGAUGGCUAUCAACUCUCUACGUUUGAGUGUUAAUUUGACUCUACUUGGCUUUGUAUUAGUCAACAUUCUUGGUUAUUCAAGGGCCGCUAACAAUUUACCUGAAGAUGCACCCUUCACUGUACCCAAGCAAAAUGUGGAGUCUAGCUUGAAAUGUAUUGAUGCAUCAAAACCGAUGAACAAACCAGGUGGUGUGAUCUUACUUGUACAUGGUACUUUAUCUGCACCGGAUACCUGGGAUCAUUAUGUAAAAGUUUUACCAAAAAAAUAUAAUGUUUGUACCAUCAAAUUACCAGAUAAUUCAUUAAGUGAUGUUCAAGUUGCAUCAGAAUAUGUGGCAUAUGCAAUCAAAAUUUUGGCUCAACAAUCUGAUACGGAAAAAGUUAAAGUGAUCUGUCAUAGUCAGGGUUGUCUCAAUACUCAAUGGGCUUUAACAUUUUGGCCUUCAUUAAGAAUAAAAGUAGAAAGUUUCAUUGCAUUAGCCGGCGAUUUUGCUGGAACAACAGCAGCAAAGAUCUCAUGUCAAAGUCCAAAAAAAGAUUGUCCAAUCUCCUAUGCACAACAAAGUCCGAAUUCAAACUUUCUUAAAGCUCUUAAUUCAGAUCAAGAUUCAGAUAGUGGUGCAUCAGCUUUAGUUUUAACAUUUUCGAUUUAUUCUGAUUUAGAUGAUGUAGUAGAAUCAAGUUCAAGUCAAUUACCUGGUGCAAAACUUAUUCCAAUUCAAUCUUUUUGUGGAAAGUCUUAUCGGCUAACUCAUCUUCCAAUCGUCAUUGAUUCUUCUACUUAUCAAAUCGUACAAGAUGUACUUGAAUUUAAUUCUUUUUUACCUUCUAGAGUUAAAUUCCCUUGUCAGUUAGAAACUCUUCCACUACCCGAUAUGGAUACACUGUUCAAGAGUCCUUCUUUUUCAAGAAAAUCAAAUCUCGAACCUGGUCUCAAGCCUUAUGUCUGUAGUAGGGGAUAUGCUACUCAGUGCGAUUCCUGA